AUGAUUCUCGACCUCCUCUUCUCGCCAUGGGCGCUGCUCGCCCUGCCUGUACUGUACUAUCUGCUGCCGUACUUGCGCGACAAGUCCAUCCGCGACGUUCCCGCGCCCUUCCCCGCUCAGUUCUCCAACCUCUGGCUGCUGUGGCAGGUUCGCAAGGGAUGCCGUUACCUAGCCGUCCACGAUGCCCACAAGAAGAUGGGCAAGCUUGUGCGCAUCCAGCCGCAUCAUGUCUCUAUCGCCGACGUCGAUGCUAUCCCGCUGAUCUAUGGCCACGGCAAUGGCUUCCUCAAGAGCGAGUACUACGACGCAUUUGUCUCCAUCCAGCGCGGUCUCUUCAACACGCGUGACCGUGCCGAGCACACCCGUAAGCGCAAGACGGUCGCCCACACCUUCUCGGCCAAGUCGAUCGGCCAAUUUGAGCAAUACAUGCACGGCAACCUCGAGCUGCUGGUCAAGAAGUGGGACGAAAUGGCAACAGACGCGUCCGGCAGUUACGCCCAGAUGGAUGCUCUGCACUGGUUCAACUACCUUGCCUUUGACAUCAUUGGUGACCUGGCCUUCGGUGCCCCCUUCGGCAUGCUGGAGAAGGGCAAGGACUUUGCUGAGGUGCGCGAGAGCCCUGAUGCUCCCCCGAAGACGGCCCCAGCCAUUGAGGUUCUGAACCGGAGAGGAGAGGUUUCUGCUGCGAUUGGUUGCAUGCCCUGGAUCAAGCCGUGGGCUAAGUACUUCCCGGAUCCCUUCUUCUCCAAGGGUGUUGAGGCUGUCGAAAACCUGGCCGGUAUUGCCGUGGCGCGCGUCAAGCAGCGGCUGGACAACGCGGACAAGAUCGACCGUGUGGACCUGCUGGCACGUCUGAUGGAAGGCAAGGACGAGAAGGGCGAGAAGCUGGGCCGCCAGGAGCUGACAGCUGAGGCGCUGACCCAGCUCAUCGCCGGAAGCGACACCACCAGCAACACGUCCUGCGCCCUGCUGUACCACUGCCUGCGUAACCCGCAAGUCAUCACCAAGCUCCAGAAGGAGCUGGACGCCGCCAUCCCCAACAUCGACACCGUCCCGGAGUUCUCCAUGGUUAAGGAUCUGCCAUACCUCGACUCAGUCAUCAAGGAAACCAUGCGCAUCCACAGCACCUCGUCGCUCGGCCUACCGCGCAUGGUCGUCGGCACCGGCGUAACCGUCUGCGACCACUACUUCCCGGCCGGCACGGUCCUCUCGGUGCCUUCGUAUUCGAUCCACCACUCGACCGAGAUCUGGGGCGCCGACGCCGACGAGUUCCGCCCGGAGCGCUGGGCCUCCAUCACCGACCGCCAGAAGCAGGCCUUCAUCCCCUUCAGCUACGGGCCCCGCGCCUGCGUCGGCCGCAACGUCGCCGAGAUGGAGCUCGCCCUCAUCGUCAGCACCGUCUUCCGCCGCUACGAGUUCGAGCUGCGCCAGGGCGAGAUGGAGACGCGGGAGGGUUUCCUGCGGAAGCCGUUGGCGCUGGAGGUGGGGAUGAGGAAGAGGGUUGUGUGA
Messenger RNA from Lasiodiplodia theobromae, 1509 nucleotides. Its product is annotated as Benzoate 4-monooxygenase protein. The record is from RefSeq and is a predicted model, not a curated record. The transcript is spliced from 4 exons. Lineage: Eukaryota; Fungi; Ascomycota; Dothideomycetes; Botryosphaeriales; Botryosphaeriaceae. Gene Ontology annotation, molecular function: oxidoreductase activity, acting on paired donors, with incorporation or reduction of molecular oxygen; heme binding; iron ion binding. Bases 1 to 1509 code for a protein of 502 amino acids.